CAGAUUGUCCAUAUUAUGCUAAAGCAGAACUUCUGGCAGACUAUUUACAGAAGAAUCUUCCUGAUUUUAGGAUACAUAAAAUUACACAACAUCCUGAUAUUUGGGAGGAGUGGCUGGAAGAUGUGUGUGAAAAGAAUAAGUGGAGCCACAAGAAGUCUCCCAUCAUCUGGAGAGAGCUGUUGGAUCGUGGUGGAAAGGCUAUGCUUUUGGGAGGCUAUAAUGAGUUCCUGGAACAUGCCCAGCUUUAUUAUGGGGUCACCUCUAGCAUGACAAGUGAGCUGAUGAUGGUAGUUGCUAAAGAAAACCUGGGGACACAUAUAGAAAAAGAACUUGAGGAAGAAUCCCUCAAAGGACUCAUCAACCCCUUGCAGGUCUGGAUCACCAGUGCAUCGGCUCCUGCCAGCUGCGGCCUGAUUCCUUUAUUGACAAGUGGUGAGGUGUUUGGGAUGCAGACGGAAAUUAGCAUAACGUUAUUUGACAACAAGCGCGGAAACCACCUCACAUCCGUUCUGUUGGAGAGCCAGGACCUGGGAGCGCCUGUCCUCCGGAGUAUCAGGAUCUGCACUCGAGUGGAGGAGGCCUUCCACCAGGCCCACGUGGUCAUCAUCCUGGACGACAGCACCGAGAGUGAGGUGCUCAGCCUCGAAGACUGCAUCCGCAGCAGGGUUCCUCUGUGCAGGCUCUACGGAUACCUGAUUGAGAAAAACGCCCAUGAAUCCGUCAGAGUUGUUGUGGGAGGAAAAACCUUUGUGAAUCUUAAGACGGCCUUGCUUAUGAGAUACGCCCCGAGUGUCGCACACAACAUUGUCGCUGUGGCGUUGGGGGUGGAAGGGCAAGCUAAAGCUGCGCUGGCCAGAAAACUGAAAACCACUGCGGCAGGCAUCAAAGAUGUUAUAAUUUGGGGUAAUAUUAGUGGAAAUAACUAUGUUGAUCUGAGGAAAGCCAAGGUCUACAGAUAUGAGAGUGCUAUUUGGGGACCUCCUCACUAUUCACGUCCUGUUUUAAGCUUGGUUUUUGAUAGUGAGUGGUUAAACAAAGAAUUUGUGACAACUCUUCAAAACUUAUCAGCCACAGGAAAACAAUUUGGAGGCAUUUUGUCUGCACACAGUAUAGCCACUAUAUUGAAAUACUGGUACCACGGCUCACCGCCUGGGGAGAUUGUGUCUUUAGGAGUGUUGAGUGAAGGCCAGUUUGGUAUUCCUGAAGGGCUUGUCUUUUCUAUGCCUGUGAAAUUUGAGAAUGGAAGUUGGGUGGUUCUUACAGAUCUUGAAGAUAUUGAAAUAAAUGAACAAAUAAUGACCAGAAUGACAAGUGAUAUAAUUCAGGAAAAACUUGUUGCGCUUGGAGACGUGAUAUAUUUUGAACCAUACCAACCAGAACAUAAAUAUAGCAUAUACUCUGAUCUAGUCCCAGAAGAAGAAAAAGGUCUAGCUUUAUCAGAUAGUAAGUUGAUUGAUUUAUAAACAAUCUCUGUAGUGCUAAUGGUUGUAACUUACAUUGUCCAGACUUGUGAUGUUGUAGUCAGAAGAACACAGUUCAGUAACCAAUGGAAUUUUAAAAUAAUUCAAAACCUUUCCUUAUAGUUUGUAAAUGGUUGGAAGAGGGGAUAAAUAAUGUCAACAAUUUUUUUUUUUAAAUACUGAAGUUGCUUCCUUAUCGUACUCACUUCAGAGUCUCUCAAAUACUCUUCAACUCGAGCCGCUUAUGCCUCAUCCUUCUCACCCUUCCCUUCUCUUUUCAGUUCUUCAUUACAAAGCCCCAAAUGGCCAGUAUGGCAAUUCGGGGUUCUCCUGAGAAGGGAGGUGAGGGGGAGAGACUGAGAGAGCCAAGCCAAUAUUCUCUUUAGGAGGGAAGGGCUGGGAAACAGCUUGUUACCUUGUUAUCACAUAUAAUGUGAAUACUUAGAAAUAGUUAUGUAGAGGCCUAUAUAUUUUGUGAGUCUGCUUUUACAAAUUGUAUAUCCAAAAAAAAAAAAAAAAAACCCCAAUAUAGUCUUCCCAUUUUUACCACUUCUUUACCUGAAAUUGUCUAUAAAGAAAGGAGCUGGCAAGCAUUGGGGAGUUUCCCAGUGAUUUUUAUUGCUGGAAUCAAGGCUUCAGAGGGGGAUUGGUAGAAAGAUGCUACACUGAACUGGACAGUUGCUUGCUCCAUUUGCCCUCAGAGCCUUGGACAAGACAAAGCUUUUCCCUCUUGGUUGUGGGCUCCUGGAAGACUAAGACUGCAUAUAAGUCUGGUUUAGCAUCUUGCAACUCCUAGGAGAGCGAGGCACUCAGAGAAACGUGGAAUGGAAGGAAAAAGAAAGGAGAAAAUGGGAAUAACUGCAAAGAUCAAGGUGCUUUAAAUACUAAAUGCUUUAAUCUUUUAAUUCUCUCCUUGCUUCAGUAAAUUUUUUAGACCUGGUUCCUCAAAGUAUUCCAGAAAAGGCAUACAGUCCAGUACCCACAGAUGGUAUGUGGUAGAUAAAAUGUUAACUAAUCUUUUUUGUUCUACAAAUGAAACUGGAUAGAACAGGAUCAAGUUUCCUUGGGAUACAGUUCUUUUCACACUC
Molecule: messenger RNA, 2548 nt
Organism: Loxodonta africana (African savanna elephant)
Lineage: Eukaryota; Metazoa; Chordata; Mammalia; Proboscidea; Elephantidae
Gene: MDH1B
Product: malate dehydrogenase 1B
Exons: 9
Coding region: 201-1463 (420 amino acids)
Biological process (GO): oxaloacetate metabolic process; malate metabolic process; tricarboxylic acid cycle
Molecular function (GO): L-malate dehydrogenase (NAD+) activity
Source: RefSeq, a predicted model, not a curated record